AUGGAAAACCAUCAGUUCGCAGUUCGGCUCGGAUACGAGAGAGACAGUGAAGGUCCAGAGGAUGAGGAAGUGAGGGUCAGUCUCCACAGAAACGAGAGAGACAGUGAAGGUCCAGAGAAUGAGGAAGUGAGGGUCAGUCUCCACAGGUCUGGGCUCAGUGACAAACGUAUGGAUCCUCUGAUGCUCCUGUUUCUCCUCAUUGCUGGGCUCACAGGUGCUGACAGUCUGUCCUCAGUGAGAUGGGUGACUGUACAGAGUGGAGGAUCUGUCACCAUCCCAUGUUUAUAUGAAGACAGAUAUAAAAAUCAUGUGAAAAACUGGUGCAAAGGGGAUUAUGGACAGUCAUGUACCUCCAUAGUACGGACUGACUCUCCACAGAAGAAGGGUGACAUGUCAAUCAGAGAUGAUCCUGAGCAGCGAGUCUUCACUGUGACCAUGAACAAUCUGAGAACUGGGGACUCUGGUCACUACUGGUGUAGUGUGGAGAAUAGUGGAGAUUUAGAUGUUGGUGCUUGGGUUACACUGUCAAUCACUGACGGUUCCCCAGAGUUGUUAGUGGACAAACAGGAGGUGACUGGUGUGGAGGGAGACAGUGUCAGUGUUCAGUGUCGCUAUGGAGACCGUAGCAGUGAGAUGAAGUGGUGUAAGAUCGGGGGCUCCUGUGUAUCAGGGGAUUCUGGGAGUUUGGAUGGGAGGCCUGUGGAGAUCAGGGAUGACAGAGUAAAUAAAGUCUUCAGUGUGACAAUGUGGGGACUGGAAAGGAAGGACACAGGCUGGUAUUGGUGUGAUGAUGGAGACCAGCAGAUCCCAGUUCAUAUUACUGUCAGUCAGCCAAGCCCUUUGGUCCAGCUGCCUCUGUAUGUAGGACUGGGCUUAUUGGUGCUGCUGUUGAUCAUCAUCUUCAUCAUCAUGACAUGGAAAGUGCUGGACAAACACAAGAAAAAAUUGGCCCGGAACCAGAAUCCAGGAUGGUCAGAAUUCAAAUCCUCCUUAGAGCCUGAUGCUGAUGUGAUCUACAGCUCCAUUGACCUGCCAGUUCCAGAGAUGUCCUCUACUUCUUCUGCUGCAACACCAGCCAACAAUGAGGUCUACAGCUUAAUCACCCUGAAACACAGUGAGUAGGGGGCAGCAACAUGGAGAUGCUCCUCUACAUGUGGGGACCUACUGCUCAGGAUGAGAUCUGUGAGGGACAGUCAGAUACUCCAGUGAUGGGGAGGGAUAAUCACCAGAGAGGAGCAUCUUACUGUGAUGUACGCUGUAUUUAAAUGGCAUGAGCCACUCUCACAUUUUAUACAUUAUAUAAAUAAUAUACAAUACAGUCGUCCCUCGCCAUAUCGCGCUUCGACUUUCGCGGCUUCACUCUAUCGCGGUUUUUUUAAAUACAUUUAUUCAUUAAAAAGUUGAUAGACAGUGAAAAUGAUACAGCGCGCGCUCGGUUGUCCGAGUCAAUUAUACACAUCUGUAUUACAAUUCAAAUUACUGUACGUAUGGACUGUAGGCCUAUGUAUUCGAGCACCCCCGCAAAUCCUUCAACGUCAGGUGCAGCCGAAUAAUAAAGAAAUAAAGAAUCCUACUUCACGAAAAAAUUAAUUUAACGCGGUAGAGUCUGGAACGGAUUAACCGCGAUAAACAAGGGAUUCUGUAUUCUGAGAAGAUAUUUGCCAGUAGGGCUGGACUGGGACCGAAAAAUGGCCCUGGCAUUUUUUCGUCAUGGCGGCCCACUACGAUUAUUUAUACGAUAUGCGAAAGCACAUGACAUACCACAGGAUAUAUGUGCACGUUGUGUGAUUUCAAAAAAUAAAAUAAAGCGCAGCAGCUUACAUGGAAGAGAGUAACCAUGUUAAAAAAUUUAUAUGCUCUUUCACUACUCAGGGAUUCAUCUUGGGAGAGAUGGCCACAGUGUCACAAUUCCCACCUAUGUAUUAUACUGUAUUUUGAGUUUGUUGUAGGGAUUUUACAGGUUUUAAAAAAUAAUAAUAAUAAUUUAAAUUACACAAUACACCCACCAUAAUAAGAAUGCAUAACAAAAAUGAGAGAUAUAUAAAAUCGCAAGUUAGUCUUGAAUUACGUAUGAUGUAUUCUAGCCAUCAAGAGCUUGGGAGAAAAUUGCAUCAGUUUAAUUUUGUGUGUAUUUAAUAUAUGUGAGCGGCCUCUACGAUCCAGCGGAGGGUCCCGGGUCGGCCCACCGGGCACUGCCCGCUACGCCAGAUGGCCAGUCCAGCCCUGUUUGCCAGUGUCUGUUUAUAAGUGUACAGUAUAUAUGUCAAAUAAUAUAGGAACGCAACCGAAUGCAUUUUCCUUGCCUGACCUGCUGAUACCGAUCCUGGCCAAUUACAAUUUUCUUAGUUUAACAAUGAUAACAGGGUAACACUCCUUUAAUGAACUUAUUUUCAAAUACGAUGGCUCCACAACUGUCAAAUUAAAUUGGUUGUUCCAAAUGUUUCUGGGGAAGGAUCUCCACUGUCUUACACACUGUGAAUUUAAUGUCUUUGUCCCACAUUAGAAUGAAUCUCCAAACAACAGCCAUGUUUCCCAUAAGUGAUUUAACUAUCAUGUCAUGUGACAUAGUUGAGGGAGGAAGGGUGAGGGGUGGGAGGCACGACUGAGGAUGGAAACUGAGCUGGGGGCAGAGGUGAGCGAAUGACCGAAAUGUCAUAUCGCGAUACGUCUGGUUAUAAUCACCAUCCACGAUAUAGGUCACGAUUUUUUUUAGAAUGUAUGUAGUAAUGUUAAUUAACCACUUAACCAGCAAGUCUGUCCUUACAAGAAACAUUGCUUGUAACAUUAUAAGCGCAAGGCAGGAAACAACCCAGGAUGGGACAAGAAGUAACGUUAGUUCGUAAAUUUCUUGAUCGGCUCAUAUAAUCGUCCAUAUUUACACUGAUUGGCUGAUUGCCGGUCAGCGCCAAUCAGGGUGAAAAUCGACCCUUUUGGGUCACUAGCCGAUUGAUCGGUGCAUCCUUACAUUGUACAUAUACAUUGAUUUAUAUUUUGCACUCGAUUUGUUUAAACAUAUCAGUGAUUAAGUACAUAAAGAAGACAUUAGGCUACCUAUUAAGCCUUUCAGUACAAUAAAGAAAAAAAUGAUUUUGUCCCGAUAAAAUGAUCCCCCAAAGAGCCGUCAAUAUCAAACCAAAACAAUAGACCUGUGUUUCAUUUUAACUGUCAUUCAUCACUGUAUGUUAAUUAAAAAUAACACAAUCCUCAGAGAUGAAAAGGAGUUUCUAACAAUUACAUCCAGAGUUUCAAAAAGCUGGUCUUCUCAAAAAUGAAGAACUCUGAAAGUUAACAUGAACAGAAAAUCUUUAUUUUGUUGAACUACUGGACAUUUAGCCUUUUGUGAUUCAUUUAGCUUUUCUGUGAUUCAAAAUAUAUGUUCAAAAUAUCCACAAUGUAUUUGUGAAAAAAAAAAUUAUAUUUGUUUAUUAUUUAUUUUUUAUUUGUUGUGUAUAAUCUGAAGGUAACAUUAGAAGUGAAAAGACAGCACAUUUUAAAUAAGCCUUUUUCUCACAGCAAGUCUAACAUCAGAUAUCAGAAAAAGUCACCUCUUUGCCAGCUCUGACCUAUACAUCCCAGUAAUGAAUUCUUUCCAGGAUUAUAAUUUAUGUUUAUGUUAAAUCGGCUGAAGUCUUUUUGAUUGCCGUAUUACUGCUUCUUCCUGAAAUUCACAAAAUCUGAAAUCAGGAAGCAUGACCUUCCUGCUGAAGCUGAUUGGUACACCCCAGUUAUGAAAUCCUUACAGAAUUACAAAAUCUUAUUUACGCUAAGUCACCUGACGUCUUUUUGACUGCUGGGUCACUGCUUUUUCCUGGAAUUCCUGGGUCACAAAAUCCGACAUACUUUUGUGUUCAUGUAUUCUUUGGAAUUGUUAGGACAGCUUAACAGUUAUCCUAAGGUUAGGAGAGCUUAUUUAAGAUUUUAGUAAGGUGUGGUUGUGUUAAAUAAAAAAUGAAAAUGACAAUAACUGUCUUUUGUCAAUUCAGUUGUACUUCUAUAAUCGUUGUAGCAUAUAUUUCACAAGCUUUUUAUUCUACAGGAUCUACAAGCAAGUCAAUGCAUUUAGUUGGUAGUUUCUGUUACAGUGGAGCAUGCUGGAAAGACAGACGAUCGACAGUGUGGCUAACCAAAACAGGGGUUUUAUUAGGAGACCGAAAAAAACAAAAAAACAGGAUGGGUCUGAACACAGGCAGGUAGAAAACAAGACUUAAAGCAAGGAGCAACACAGGAUGUAACACAGCAGCACAGGAACUAACACGGCACAUACGUCUAAUCAGGUGCAAACAAAAGAACAACCAUAAAAUCCUGAAACAUGAGAAAUUGAAUGGGCAGUGCCAUCUACUGGCCAAACAAGGAAAUGACAGGACAGGGCAAGGACUGAUCCUAACAGUUUCAGAGUUCUUAGCUUCCGUAAAUGCAUUGUGGCAAUAAUACAGCAAUUCAUUAACAUUGAAAAGAAAAUGUACUUUUGAAUAAGUUUUUUUUUAAUCAAGUACUCCAGUACUUUAACUGAAGUAAAAAUUUGACAGAAUAACUUUACUCAUUUGUAGAGUAAUAUUUGACCAGAAGUAUCUAUACUUUGACUAAAGUAAUGCAGUUGUGUACUUUGUCCAUUUCUGGUUCUUCAUCAACUGUUUAUCAAAAUUUCUCAUUUUCUUAUUUUAAUUUUUAAUGACAAUAUCUUGGUAGGCUUCUCUCAUUAAUAUUACCCAGUGAGGGUUGAGUGAAGCCUGCUGGUUCUGGUUUUAAUUUUAUAAUGUGCUUAUGCUCUUCACUGCCCUCUGCUGGAGCAACUGUGGAGUUAAAAGCUGCCCCGUUACAUUUUGUUUUGUUUCAGUAUAAAAGCUUUUAGAUUUUUUUCACAGUAUUUUUUUUCUCACAGAAUGUUAGGCUUUUCCUUAUUGAUAAGUGGCAUAUUAUUUAAAACACAGACCCCAAACUGUGAGACUCAUCAUACAUAAUGUUAAUAAAGAUGCUUUACAUUAA
Paramormyrops kingsleyae is the source of this 4983-nucleotide messenger RNA. Lineage: Eukaryota; Metazoa; Chordata; Actinopteri; Osteoglossiformes; Mormyridae. The record is from RefSeq and is a predicted model, not a curated record.